This is a messenger RNA of Paramuricea clavata, 1107 nucleotides long. Lineage: Eukaryota; Metazoa; Cnidaria; Anthozoa; Malacalcyonacea; Plexauridae. The record is from the annotation of a GenBank genome assembly.
AUGUCGUCAAAGAAUUCUAGUUUUAUGUAUAAUCAUACAAAUCAAACAGGGACGGAUACAUGGACGGAAAGUGAGUGGAAGGAACUUGAUGCAUUAAGGAACCAGCUUUAUUUAGCAGAGAAGAUUAUACUAACCAUUUUCGCCUGUUUUACCAUUUUGGGGAACACUAUGGUUUUGGUAGCGACCUGGAGAGAAAGAAUUCUUCAUCAGCCAAAUAAAUAUUUUAUUGCUUGCCUGGCUGUCGCAGAUCUUUUGGUUGGAAUGAUUUUAGAACCAUGGAGGGUGUAUUACCGUAAUCUUGAUUAUGAUUCGAAGGUUACCAUGUCCAUUCAUCUGUGUCGUUUUCUGGUGUGGAUAGAUACCUUUGCGUUAGCAGCAUCUAUUUAUUCACUAACAUUCAUCAGUCUUGACCGGUAUCUCAAGAUCAAGAAACCACUUCUAUACCCAUCCAAAAUGACUACUUCCAAAUCAUUGAAAAUUAUCUUUAUUAUGUGGUUGAUUUCAACUGCCUUUGCCACCUACGCCACCACUCCUCAUUCGGGAAGCAGGGGAAUUUUGUUGACAGGCGGUGGUUUUUGCCCCUACGAUAAUAACAAAAUAAAAGGAUUCUACACUUUUCUGGCUGUAAGUGCGUUUUUCCUACCUACAGCAGUCAUACUGGUAACGUACACUCUCAUUUUUGUUGUAGUUUAUAAGCGACAAAAUAUGCUGAGAAGUGGCGAACUAAGACAAACCUGCAAUGAUCGAACCCAACGAAGUGCCUUACUUCAACAUCUAAAUGCCAUCCGAACUUUAAUUGCUGUCGUGGGAGUGUUUAUACUUUGUUGGGGUCCUUACUUUUUUUAUAUAUUGCUUUGGCUCUACAGUUCAAAUUUGAUUGAAUCGGAUGGCAGGUCAUUCACCGACUUAGUUCGGAUUUGGACAGCUGAUUUUGUAAUAACUAAACUACCUUAUUUUAACAGUUUAUGCAAUCCAAUAAUUUAUGGGUGUCUGGACCAAAGGUACAGAGAAGCUUUCAAAAAGCUGCUUCAGCGAAUGAUGUGCCGACCAAGCCCAAGAAGACGACAACCACCUGACGCAAUAGAGUUACAUCCACUGAGAACUUGA